Messenger RNA from Sycon ciliatum, 2365 nucleotides. Its product is annotated as MAP7 domain-containing protein 1-like. Bases 153 to 1568 code for a protein of 471 amino acids. The transcript has 2 exons. Lineage: Eukaryota; Metazoa; Porifera; Calcarea; Leucosolenida; Sycettidae. The record is from RefSeq and is a predicted model, not a curated record.
ACAGCUAGUUAGCCGCGCGUUUUCCUUUAUCACUCUUGACGGGCACGGGAUACGAAUGAACCGUGCGAACAAGAAACGCGUAUUUCCCAGGCCAGUGCCCGGACGGGAGACGUUUUCUUCGUAUCGUUUUGUGACAACGUUUGGCCGCGAUCAUGCCGGUGAGGCUUUUCACGGAAGAGAUGGAGGGUAAAUUCAUGAGCAUUUGGCACAUGGUGCUAAAUGAGGCGAGUGAGGCCGGGCAGGCGCGGACUCGAGAAUACAACUUGCAGCUUGCGUGCACGCAAAUGAAUGAGAUUUGCAAGGAGAAGCGAUGGCCCAAGCUAUCGAUGGACAACUGCAAGCAUAAGCUGGACACUAUGAAGAAAAAGGCGAAGUUGACGUACGAAAAAAUGAGAAUCAGAGAGCAAACAGGAAAACUGGUCAUCGACCCUCAAGACUUGAAGUAUGCGAUCUCAAAGUGGGCAAACUUCGCUAUCUGGAAUGCCUGCUUCCUGGAAGACCCACGGCUUGGCGCUGCGUGUGCAACCGCAAAUGGUGUGCUGUCGUCUGUGGCAUCGCCUCCGCCAUCUCCAUCUCCAGCAUCCCCGCCUCCGCUCUCUGCCUCAUCAUUUGCCCUUGCAUUCGACCCAGCGUGUGCUCUGGCUGCUCUAUCAGACUCAGCCACGUCAUCCUCAGCAGCAGCAUUAUCUGCCAGGGCAUCAGCGAGGCCGUCGGCGUUAUCAACAAGUCCGUCGACUACGUCUGCAUUGCAUUCAGUCUCUGCUUCGGCAGCGCCAGCGGGGUCCACUUCGACCUUGCGUUCGGUGUCCGAGUCGCGGCCGGUCUUGGCACCGCGCUCCGCAUCCGCCCUGGCAACACGUUCCGCUUCCACCGCGGCACUGCGCUCGGCUUCAUCUGCCGCACCGAUUUCUGCUUCUGCAUCCGCACACCUGUCAGCAUCAGCACCGGUAGCGUGUUCUGCAUCAACCCUAUCCAUGUGUUCUACCCCAGCCUCGGCACCCCCGCAGUCAGCUCAAAGUCAGAGUGUCCUUGGACGCAGCAUGACCAGUCAUCUAGCUGAACUAGGACCUGACGUGGACGAUGACCGUGACCAGGUUCAGAGUGUUUAUGAUGAGAACUAUGAUAACGAUGAUGAUGAUGAUGGCGGUGGAGACAGUGCAGCGCAUAUGGCCACCAUGCCGAACCAAAUGACACGGAGAGCAAGAUCUGAGCCAGCAGACAGGCAGUCGGACCAAAGUGCAUACAGCGCUCUGGCCAAUGCUAAUGCUAGUAUUGCGAUACGGCGACUGGAGCUUGAAUCCGAGGAACGACGCGAGCGGGAGCAGCGGAAAUGGAAAGAAAGGAUGGAGCAGCGACGUAUGGAGCACGAUGCCCGGAUGGAAAGGGAAAGAGAGGAGCGGCAAGACAAACGAGUUCGAGAACGAGAAGAUCGUGAGGAGCGACGAUCAAGAGUACGGCGAGAGCAUGAUUCCCUGCUGAGAAAGCAGGAGAAAGAACACAGUGCGCAGCUUGCCCAACGAUUUAGCAGUGAGAGAGAGAAUGGGACUGGUGAUGAUGGUAGCUGUUAGGUAUGUGUGUGUAUGUGUGCACGCGUAUGUGCGCACACGUGUGUGUGUGUGUGUGUGUGUGCGUGCGUGUGUGAGAGUUGGGGUAUGUUUUUUCGUUCCAUGGAUGUUGUCGCUGUUGCUGCUGCUGCUGCUGUUGUUGUUGUUGUUCUCCAUUCUAUGUAGGCAUGAGCACUUUUGCAAAAAUGGAAAUAAUGUGACUUGCCUGGCUUUUAUUCAUACUUGUGUGUAGGAAGCUAGCCUGGAACCUCUCUGUUUUGUGUGCUGGAAGUGUUUUCGUUCUUGUCAGCAUUAUCAUGACGAGACAGUUUUGCCCGGUGUUGGUGCAUUCAGGACUAUUCUCAUAUGGAACAACUUACUUCUUGAAGUAGUUGCCGCACUGAAGUCUUGACUAGCUGUAAAAUGGUGGAUAGUGCUAUCAGUGCCUAGUGUUUGUGAUUGUAAUGGUUCAAUGACUGUGUGCACUGGUACCGCCAUUCCGUCCAUUUCUAAUGUCGUCACCGGUUCCGACUCUAGCUAGCCCGUUUCAUGUGACAGCUAUCGCCGCUUUGCUAGGGCCUGUGCCCAUACCGGUUACCAUGGUUACAUGUGUUGCAUUACCUGUGCUACCGCUUAGCUUAGGAGCUGCAUGUGUUCCUUGAUCACUGGGCAUGGUGGUGUCCCUGCGCAUGCGGAAAUGCAUGUACAGCACAGCCCGGCUCCGGCCGAUUCACUCACGCGAACAAUGAUUUUUGUUAACUACUGGCUAUUUUGACCACAUGUGUAACAUCACGAUAACAGUGUCAUUUUUAUACAUUGUA